AUAAAUUUAAUUACCCACCCAUUAUUGGUAUAAGCCCCUUCAUGACACCCCCAAACACCUACGACAUCCUCGGAAAUCCCCAAGUCCCAUCCCUAAUCCCCUACUACUCCACGGACUUCUCUGGAGACAUGUCCUUCUGGCAGAGGUCUCUGAAUCUUUUCUACUACUUCAUGGAUUAUAGGAACAGAAGGAGGACCAUGAACAUUUUGGAUCCAAUGGCCAGAGAGGUUUUUGGACAAGAUCUUCCCUUUAUUGGAGAUUUGGAGAGAGAGAUUGACCUGGUGCUGGUUAAUAGUCAUUCAGGAAUGGAUUUGCCGGAGUUGCUGUUGCCUAAUGUUAUCCAAGUUGGGGGGUUGCAGGUUAAGGAACCAAAGAAACUACCAGAGAACAUCAACAACUUUUUCAACGGCGCCAAAAAGGGAGUAGUCUACUUCAGUCUAGGAACCAACGUGAGGAGCAACAUGAUGGGUGAAGAAAAAGUCCAGAUGUUCGUGAGAGCUCUGGCCAAAUUCCCAGACUACCACUUUUUAUGGAAAAUCGAUAGAACUGAUUUGAAAGUCUCCAAAAACGUUAUGGUCACCAAAUGGGCAUCCCAGAACGACGUUUUGGGUCAUCCCAAAACGGUUCUGUUUAUGUCCCAUUGUGGUCUUUUGAGCACACAGGAGGCUACUUGGCACGGGGUGCCCUUGUUGGGGAUUCCUUUUUUCGCUGAUCAAUUUACGAAUGCUAAAAAAGCAGUAGACGCCGGCGUUGCUGAACAAAUACUCAUCAUAUCUGUCACCGAAGAAGAAAUUGUAGAUAAAUUGGGACGUAUGUUGAAUAACCAAAGUUACCAAGACAACAUGACCCUCCGCUCCAAAAGAUUCCGCGACCGCCCGAUGGCCCCCUUGGACGAAGCAGUAUGGUGGUGCGAGUACUCGAUGCGACAUAAAGGAACGCGCCAUCUAAGAUCCAAAGCCAGAGACAUGAGCCCCCUUGUGCUCUUCAUGUGGGACGUGCUUCUGGUGUGGCUCGGAGGACUUAUGGGGCCGUUUUAGUUUUAGGUUAUGUAAUUAGAAGGAUUCUUGUGAAGAAGCCGGAGACUUUCGUUAGUUGUGCGAAGGAAUUGAGAGAGAUGAAGCUGAUGAAUGGGACCAAGGGGGCUUCCAAUGGGACUGCCAAGAGGGCUUAUGGAGUUGGUAAUGGAGUGAUGAAGAAGACGCAAUGAAAAAAUGAAUAAAUAUU
This is a messenger RNA of Ctenocephalides felis (cat flea), 1224 nucleotides long. Its product is annotated as UDP-glucuronosyltransferase 2B17-like. The coding region runs from base 42 to 1037 and encodes 331 amino acids. The record is from RefSeq and is a predicted model, not a curated record. Gene Ontology annotation, molecular function: UDP-glycosyltransferase activity. The transcript is spliced from 6 exons. NCBI's taxonomy places the organism in Eukaryota, Metazoa, Arthropoda, Insecta, Siphonaptera, Pulicidae.